AUGGUAGGAGAAGCAUCAAAUGUUUCCCAAGCCAAACUGUGUGUGUUUCAGGAUGCGGUGCCACACAUUGCAUUACUGGGUUCUGGAGGAGGACAAAGAGCCAUGGUGGGUUUGCUGGGAUCCCUGGUUCAGCUUGAUAAAGCGGGUCUUCUGGACUGUGUCCUUUAUCUGAGCGGAGUCUCUGGAUCCACCUGGUGCAUGGCCUCCUUAUACCAAGAACCAGACUGGUCCACCAAACUAGAGACUGUGAAAGACAAAAUCAUCAAGAGACUCAGCGGUCCAGGAGUCAGCUGGGGAAACGCAUUGGCCAAACUGAAGAAAUAUUACUAUGAGAAAGACCACUUCAGCCUGACUGACGUCUGGGCAGUGAUGGUCGUCACAGAAUAUGUGAAAGAGAUUGACGAACACACACUCACAGAGAAGCAGAACCAGCACAGUGAAGACUUGUUUCCAAUCUACACAGUGAUUGACAAGCAAUGCAAACAGAGCAAGGAGGAGAAAGAUGCCUGGUUUGAGAUCAGUCCACAUGAAGCUGGUUAUUCUCUCACUGGAGCGUUUGUGAAAACAUCCAGCUUCGGGAGCCAGUUUGAAAAUGGCUCAAAGAAAAAACCUCAGCCUGAAACAGACAUGCUGUACCUGCAAGCUCUUUGUGGCAGUGCUGUAGCUGAUGAAGACGAGAUUAAGAAAUUCCUCUGGCAAAAAAUAAACGAUUUCUUGGAACAUUUAUCACAUUUGGGGAUGUUUGAGGAAAUGAGGGAAGAAUACCAAAAAGCCGCACCUGCAAAAAAGGGUUACCAGGUGCUCAUGGAUCUUGUGGACAUGAAUCUCACUGUUUUGAAUGGCAAAGAUCCUUCAGAUCUUGAUCAAUCCAUCAGAAAAACACUGAACGAUGUUUCGAUCAGAAUUUGUAAAUGCAUGGUUCAAUGGAUCUGGGGCAGGAAAUAUGACUUUCUCCAAAACAUGAACAAUAAAAGAGUGCCUUCUACUCUUCUGAAAAGUGAGACGAGAGACUAUGAAGAUGCCGGACUGCUGCUGAACUCACCCUACUUCUCAGUGCUGAGAAAAGAAAGAAACAUUGAUCUCAUCAUUUCCCUGGAUUUCAGUGAAGGCGAUCCUUUCAUGACAGUGAGAGAAGCUGCUGAGAUGUGCAAAAAACUAAAGAUCCCUUUCCCUGAAGUCAACAUUCCCAGUGAAGACGUGGAGAAACCAAAGGACUUCUAUGUGUUCAAAGGCAAAAACGCUCCAACCGUGAUUCACAUCCCUCUGUUUAAUGUGGUCAACUGUGGAGAUGAUAUUGAGACCUGGAGCAACAAAUAUCGCACCUUUCAAGGUCCUUACAGCGCUGAGAUGAUCACUGAGCUUAUGGAGGUUGCUGGAAAAAACAUCUCAAACAACAGAGAGAAACUGCUGGAGCAGAUUCAAGCAGUCAUGAAGUGACAUGAAUAAUGAGUUGAAUAAUAAGUCCUUACUGUUUGUUUUAAUGUGUGUGUGUGUGUGUGUGUGUGUGUGUGUGUGUGUGUGUGUGUGUGUGUGUGUGUGUGUGUGUGUGUGUGUGUGUGUGUGUGUGUGUGUGUCAUUAAAUUCCAUACCCUUUUUUUCAUAUUUCAUAUUCCAUGCAUUUUUGUCAACUGCUAUUCAGCUGUUCUUUUCAGUAGUAAACUUAUUUUUGGAUCAUCAGUCAUCAAAGCUCAGUAAACAUAGUAAGUGUCAUAUUCUUUUAUUUCACCAAGCUGAUUUCUCUCUAAAAACAAAAAGGGUGGUGGGGGGGGGGGUGUUUUCAAGUCAUUUCAAGCCUGAAUGUGACAUUACAUACAUCUAACUGAAUUGUUAACUUACAUUUUAAUUAGGCUUCUCAUUAACACUAUAAUUUUUUUAUUCAAACCGAUUUGAGGAAGGAGAACUUGCAUAGAAAUAAGAGGCGGGGUUUAUCGGCCAAUCACAACUCUUUUCUGUUUAUUAUGUUAAACACCGCUCUGUACGUUUCAGUCUGUUCCUUAAUGCUUGACUUUCAUUAAGCAAUAAAUAGAUGAUCAUUAAUAA
This is a messenger RNA of Cyprinus carpio (common carp), 2040 nucleotides long. RefSeq names its product cytosolic phospholipase A2 gamma-like. Gene Ontology annotation, cellular component: nucleoplasm; nuclear envelope; cytosol. Gene Ontology annotation, biological process: glycerophospholipid catabolic process. Lineage: Eukaryota; Metazoa; Chordata; Actinopteri; Cypriniformes; Cyprinidae. The transcript has 12 exons. Bases 1 to 1437 code for a protein of 478 amino acids. Gene Ontology annotation, molecular function: calcium-dependent phospholipid binding; calcium ion binding. The record is from RefSeq and is a predicted model, not a curated record.